This is a messenger RNA of Chelmon rostratus (copperband butterflyfish), 1725 nucleotides long. It is a transcript of the gene neto2b, whose product is annotated as neuropilin (NRP) and tolloid (TLL)-like 2b. NCBI's taxonomy places the organism in Eukaryota, Metazoa, Chordata, Actinopteri, Chaetodontiformes, Chaetodontidae. The transcript is spliced from 12 exons. Bases 1 to 1725 code for a protein of 574 amino acids. The record is from RefSeq and is a predicted model, not a curated record. Gene Ontology annotation, molecular function: protein binding.
AUGCACACUUGGUCAAGUUUGAAAUCAAAGCCCAGAAAACGGACUUCGGCUGAGAGGAUGCGUGCAGUCUGGAUAUUUCUCCUGUUCAUUGAGGAGGGAUUUGCUCUCGCACAAAAGACAAAAGAUGGAGGUGCAGGAUCAAAAGGGGUCAAACCCUCCCAGCGGCCGCAGCAAUCUCGUCACUGUGGAAAAUGGGUACGAAACACAGAUGGUGGCACCUUCAGCUCCCCAAACUACCCAAAUACGUACCCUCCCAAUAAGGAGUGCCUGUACGUACUGGAAGCCCUGCCCCGCCAGAGGAUAGAGCUGCUGUUUGAUGAGACCUUCUACAUCGAGGCCUCAUUUGAGUGUCGUUUCGACCACAUCGAGGUGCGGGACGGCCCCUUCAGCUUCUCGCCACUCAUCAAUCGCUUCUGUGGCUCGGCCAGUCCGGGACUCGUCCUCUCCAGUGGACGCUUCAUGUGGAUCCGCUUCUUCAGUGAUGAAGAGUUGGAGGGGAUUGGCUUUCAGGUCCAGUACAGCUUUACUGCAGACCCUGAAUUUCAUCUGCAUGUGGGGGGACUCUUAAACCCCAUCCCAGAGUGUCAGUUUGAGCUGUCCGGGGCUGACGGCCUGAUCCGCUCUAGUCAGGUGGAGGAGGAGUUUAAAGUGAAGCCAGACCAGGCUGUGGACUGCAUCUGGACUAUACGAGCACCAACAAACAACAGGAUUUACUUGCGAUUCUUGGAAUACCAGAUGGAAAACUCAAAUGAAUGUAAGAAGAACUUUGUGGCUGUUUAUGAUGGCAGCAAUGCCAUCGAGGACCUGAAGGCCAAGUUUUGUAGUACAGUAGCUAAUGACAUCAUGCUGGACACUGGCGUGGGAGUGGUGAGGAUGUGGGCCGACGAGUCAAGCCGUCUCAGCCGUUUCCGGAUGCUGUUCACCUCUUUUGCCGACCCACCUUGUGCAGGCAACGCGUUUUUCUGCCACAGCAACAUGUGCAUCAACACUUCUCUAGUGUGCAACGGCAUCCAAAACUGUGUCUUUCCCUGGGAUGAAAGCAACUGUAAAGAGAAAAAGAGCAAAGGUGUUUUUCACCAGAUCACAAAGACUCAUGGGACAGUAAUCUGUGUGUCUACGGGGGUGGUGCUGCUGCUCCUCAUCGUCUCCAUUCUGGUGCAAGUCAAACAGCCACGAAAAAAGGUUUUGGUACGAAAGAAUAACCUGUUCCAACGGGGCGACUUCCAAGAGGUGUUUGACCCUCCGCAUUAUGAACUCUUUACUCUCAGAGACAAGGAGAUGUCUGGGGACCUUGGGGAGUUAUCAGAGGAGCUCCAGUCCCUGCAGGCGCUCAGAAGGUCCUCAUCAGGCUCACGCUGCAUUCAUGAACACCACUGUGGCUCCCAGGUUUCUGUCAACUCCAUCAAAGCCAGUAAAGGUGCAGACUGCAUGGGCAGGGGAUCCCUGGAGCUUCCCCCUUUUAGAGGAGACUUCCAGAGUACCUUACCUCCCCUCAGGGAUUUGAACAGCAGCCUGCGGAAGAAGAGCUGGCCUAGUAUGAAACCAGGCCGAAUGCAGGGACAUCACGGUAUGGGGGAUAGAGCGCUGGGGAGGCAGGAUAGAGUGAUGGAAGAGGACGAAGAGGAGGAGGAAGAUGGAAGGUAUGAUGUGUAUGUACGCAGAGCAGGAAGCCGAAGAGGGAACUUUGAAAUGGCCCAGCAAAGAUCCUUGUCCAUGGACUUCUGA